GAUCAAACCACCGGAAGUCGCUGUGCAACUUAUUUUGGGUCGCUUGUCACCAGCCUCAGCAGACCGCGUCCAUUCUCAACAACAACCAGAGCAAAUAACGGGACUUCAGGCAAAAUGCACCGACUCUUGCUGGUGUUUUUGGCCGCUGCCGGGGUUUCGGCGAUCGGCCUCCCGAGCCUGGAUGUCUUUCCGGCGGCCGAGCCAUGCGACGCUCCGCUGCAAUGGGAGGGAAAGUGGGUGAUGUACGACCACAACACGGGCAGAAACAACCGGGCCGCGGUCUCCUACGACGGCCAGAACCAGAGGAUCCGAGUCCUGCAGCAGCACAAGAAACACACUCCAUGUCAGAGGUUCUUUGAGUACAUCUACCUGUAUCAGAACAAGGUGAUGUUCCAGAUUGAUCAGAAGACCAAAGAGUGCUCAAAGAUCGCUCUGACAGAGGCCUGGGAUCCCUUCGACAUCCCAAAAAACUCAACCUUUGAGAAUCAGUACUUCAUCGGUGGCCCCGGGGACAACGUGGAGGUCCAGGAGUGGUCAGACAGGAAGCCAGCACGGCAGCAUGAGGCCUGGGUUGGUGUUUACACCCUGAAGGAUUGCUACCCGGUGCAGGAGACCUACGCCAAGAACAGCACCGUCACCACCUCCACCCGUUUCCUCAGUCUGCAGCUGGGCAUCAGCGACCCCAACGUCUUCACCCCGCCCCUCACCUGCCAGUCAUCCCGCCCUGAGAGGAUGGUCGAGUUCGACUGUUGAGGCCUCCUCAGGAAUCACCGUUGACCUUAGAUAAUCAACAGCUUUUUCAGUCAAUUGCUUCCUGACAU
Girardinichthys multiradiatus is the source of this 821-nucleotide messenger RNA. It is a transcript of the gene epdr1, whose product is annotated as ependymin related 1. Gene Ontology annotation, molecular function: calcium ion binding. NCBI's taxonomy places the organism in Eukaryota, Metazoa, Chordata, Actinopteri, Cyprinodontiformes, Goodeidae. The record is from RefSeq and is a predicted model, not a curated record. The coding region runs from base 115 to 753 and encodes 212 amino acids. Gene Ontology annotation, biological process: cell-matrix adhesion. Gene Ontology annotation, cellular component: lysosome; extracellular region. The transcript is spliced from 3 exons.